This is a messenger RNA of Papaver somniferum (opium poppy), 717 nucleotides long. RefSeq lists its product as uncharacterized. Lineage: Eukaryota; Viridiplantae; Streptophyta; Magnoliopsida; Ranunculales; Papaveraceae. The record is from RefSeq and is a predicted model, not a curated record. Gene Ontology annotation, molecular function: zinc ion binding; nucleic acid binding. The transcript has a single exon. Bases 1 to 717 code for a protein of 238 amino acids.
AUGGAUGGGUCGUCCUUCGAGAAGAUAUCAAGAGCAGCUAAUGCAAAGAAAUCAUGGGAGAUUAAACAAAAUUCAUACAAAGGCGUGGAUAAAGUGAAGAAGGUGCGGUUGCAAAAUCUAAGAGGUGAGUUUGAAUCUCUCUCCAUGAAAGAGUCUGAAUUAAUAUCAGAUUAUUUUUCAAGAGUUUUAGUUGUUGUUAAUCAACUAAGAAGAAAUGGUGAGGUCAUGAGCGAUAGUCGUGUGAUCGAAAAAAUAUUGCGGUCACUCGUUCCAAAAUUUGAUUAUAUCAUCGUCGCAAUUGAGGAGUCCAAAGACGUCGAAUCCAUGAUCGUAGAUGAGCUCAUGGGAUCAUUACAAGCCCAUGAAGAAAGAAUAAGAAAGAGAAGCAAUGAGGGAGCAGUAGAAAAAUUUUUACAAGAGAAGCUCACAUUGAAAGACAAAGGAGAGAGCUCUAGUAGUAAUGCUAGAGGAAGAGGACGCAGCUACUACGGCGGAAGAGGAAGAGGCAAGAAGAAUAACGAUGAUCAGAGGGGCCAGAGGUCAAGCUUCACAAGAGGUCGUGGAAGAGGAAAUAAUUCAUGGCACAACAAUAAUAGGCCAAGGUAUGACAAAUAUCAAGUUGAGUGCUAUAAUUGUCAUAAGCAUGGUCAUUAUGCUUCGGACUGCCGAUCUUCUUCAAAUAAUGUCGAGGAUAGAGCAAACUACGCUAGUAAAUAA